Messenger RNA from Mesorhabditis belari, 3300 nucleotides. The record is from the annotation of a GenBank genome assembly. Lineage: Eukaryota; Metazoa; Nematoda; Chromadorea; Rhabditida; Rhabditidae.
AUGACUUCUCAAAUCGAAAACGAUGAUCUUUUUGAUGAAAACGAGGAAAAUAUUCUUGGAAAGAAGAGACGAAAAAAGCCAGCGAUUGUUGUUCCACUUGGCGCUCGGAAUCGAGAUUCGCGGUUGAAAGACGAACAAGAUGAGGAAUCGAUUCGAAUCGCGUUGCUAUCGUUUUCACAACGAAUUGCCGACGAGAGAAAUGCGCACAAUUUUGAGGAAGAAGGACAGAGACUCGGUCCACGCAAUUCAUUCGAGGAAUUCCUUCUCAGUUGUCGCUGCGAACUUUAUGAGUACGAUGAUGGAUUCUACUUUUUUCUGUCCGACAAUGGAACACACGCGGAGUUGAUCAAAACGUUUGAUGGGGUUUUCUCGAAUGAUCAAACAAAAGUUUUCACUCUUCUUCUCAAAGCGAUUGAUCGAUUGUCUGAAAACAGUGACUCUACAAAUGAACGACUUGGGUUAGCGUGUGUGGCUCAAUUGCGAUACCUUGAUUUUGUCGUUGAUUCGAAGAGGAUUUCCAAGGCAAUCGUUGAACAAGAUCUCACAGCAUGGAGAAUGAGUGUUCGUGAUGGAUUUCUGGCAGCACUUCCAGAGGUGAUUGCUGAUCCGAUUUCACAGGAAGAAAUCGCUUUGCAUCUUCAAGCUCUGCUUAUUGAAAGGACUUCAAUAUCUAGUCGUUCAUCUCGUCAUUCUGCUCUCUCUAGUCUCCUAUUGCUUCGUUCCGAUUCUACCGUUGCUGAAGAGAUAUCCUCUUCGCUUAUCAAUGCCAUUGAAAGCUUCGACGCUUCAUCUGUUCUUUUGAUUGUUGAAUUAGCACUGAAAUCUUCCGAGCUUAACAAGAAUGGUUUACUCCGGACAUUGAAUCGUUUAAAGGAGAAUCUUCGAGUGGAAUCCUUUGAAAACAUCAAAAGAGGAUUCUAUAUAGUAUUCAAGCGUCUCCUUUCUCAUCUAGAGGGCACUUCAGCAGAAGCUUCAACCUGUUUAUCGGCUCUCGAAGCAUUGAUGAAGACAUCUUUCCAAGUACUCGCAUCUCAUACUGACGAAUUGCGAGAGUGCUUGAAUAAGUUGUCAUUUUUGACAAUUGAUAGCUGUAUUCGUCUUUAUCGCUUGUUUGUCUUCAUCUACACGAAAGGCGCACAACAAAAGUUGAAGCAAGAAGUUUGCGAUUCAAUUGAUCAUUUCUCAAAGUCUACCGACAGUCGUUUACAACUCUGGGCUCUUUUGGGUUUAAUCGCCCAGUUUGAAGCAACAUUUUCCUCCGAAAAUUCGGACCGAGAAACGGCAAUGAAGCAACUUUUGAAAGCGAUCGAUGAAAUUUCUCAAAAAGAUCCACAUCUUCGCGCUACAUGGUUCCUUUCUAUGGCAAAGAUUCUAAAAGAGAAUCGAAAAAUUUCCGUUCCAAAACAAUUACUUGAAUGGACAAUGAGAUUAAUCGAGGAGUUUCAAAAGGAUUUCUUCAAAGAUCGCGGCAAUAACUACAAUGGACAAAGUGAACUCGAAGGAGAAGAGUAUCGAUUGAAAUCCAAAAUCUGGAUUGUUGUUAAACGAGAGGAAUGGCCGAUUUUCGUUCCAAUGUUGGAAAUGUUGCAAGAGUUUUUGCACGCCGAAGAGAGAUGCUUAAAAAAGAACGAAAAUUGCUCAAAAAUGAUCGACGCCAAGAUAUUGGAUUUGAUUUUUGAUGCAAAUUUUGCAAUCAAGCAACACUGUGAUGUUGAGGAAAUGUCAAUUCCGGAAGUCAAGACCGCGGCCGAUGUUCUAUUUUACACAAUACAUGCGCUCACUACAAUUCUCAACAAUUUUGGAUCAUCUUGCAAUGAAAAAUCAGCAAUAUUGCAUAAGAAAUAUCGUUUGCUGAUCGCCUGUCAAUCGUUGUUGUCUGCUUACAUUUCAAAUAUCACGGAAUGGGAAGUACCAAAAGCAAGCUUUGAACAAAAGAAAACUCAGAUUGAUAGUCUUUCAAGCGAAACUCGUGAAAGUGUUUUACUUCUAUUGAUCGAUAUUGUGAGGAUUGCAUUGCCAAAGAAGGAAAGAAGAAACAGUCCAUUCAAUAAUUCUUCCACAAAAAUCGAUCCAUUCUAUCACGGUGAACCGUCUAAAAUUUGGAAAUUCAUGAUGAAAUCAAUUCCGAGUGCGAUGAAACGGGAAUGGUUGAAAGAGGCGCACAACACUCAAAAGAGUCAAACUUCUGCUCGUUUCUCUUCAAAUUCUGAAUACUUUGUUGGAAUGCUAAACUCAUCUCAAAAUCUCGGUAACUCGAUCACUUGCAAACUCGUCAUUGAGUUGUGUGAGGUUUGUCCUUCUUUGGAAGUGGCUGUGAUUUUGAGCGAGUUAGCCAACAACAUUUCGGAUGAAAGCACGGAUGGGCAAAGAGAAGUUCUUGGCCUUCACCUCCUUUCAUUCCUUCGUCGCGAAUGGGUCGAUAUCGAUUAUAAACCAUUGAAAGCGGUUCAAUUAAACGCAUCCGUCUUUAUUCUAUUCCAAAAAUACAUUUCGAUUCGAGAAAAAGCGCAUCGAUUGGUGGCUUUAGAAUGGCUGACUUUGGUCAAAAUCGCUCAAGUGUUGAGCCGCCACACGAAUCGGCAAGUCACAAAUUCGAUCGACGAUCCUUUAAUCAAAGAACAAUACAAUAACACUCCAUUUGGAUGUAUUAACAAAACAACUUUCACCGGGGUUUAUCGAGCGGCACUCUCGAGUUUGAAUGAAUGCGUAAACGAGAGUUGGGCCAAGUCUAAUAUGCUUUCUUCUCGAAUUUCCACCCCGACAGAGUGCAUCGAAAAAUGGGCACAAGCCGCUGGGAUCUUUGCCGCAUUGGCUGCAAUGCUUGAACACAAAUCUCUUCGAAGCACCGCUAUGUUGAUCGCGUUUGCACGUGAGGGACGCAAAUUUGUGCUCAGUUUCAUCAAGAAUAGCUCAUUUUUCGAAGCAUUCGAGAAAUUGAAGGUGUCCGAGAAAGCCCACCGAACGCUUAAAGCGAUGCAAGUUGGCAGCCGACAUUUGCAACAAAUUAGCAUCUAUGCAAAGCAACACAAAUCCCCAAUUUUGUUGCGAGCACUUCCCGAAUUGAGAGCAUGUGGUGAGAGUUUCUUGCGCACAGUUCGCUCGAUAAUGGUCAAAAUUGGCUGCGAGGAGACGAUGGUGUUCGGACUUUUGGUCGCUCGAGAUAUUGAUGGUGAAAAGAUUGUUUCUGAUGAGGCUGAAGAUGGAAAUGAAGAUGGAAAUGAAGUGCCAACACCAGGGGAAACGAAUAACGAGGAAACAAGCGAAGUAAACGAUGAGGAUAGUCGAACAAGUGAAGUGUAU